Molecule: messenger RNA, 979 nt
Organism: Neofelis nebulosa (Clouded leopard)
Lineage: Eukaryota; Metazoa; Chordata; Mammalia; Carnivora; Felidae
Product: heat shock protein HSP 90-alpha-like
Exons: 2
Coding region: 1-573 (190 amino acids)
Biological process (GO): protein stabilization; protein folding; cellular response to heat
Cellular component (GO): protein-containing complex; myelin sheath; neuronal cell body
Molecular function (GO): ATP hydrolysis activity; disordered domain specific binding; ATP-dependent protein folding chaperone
Source: RefSeq, a predicted model, not a curated record
AUGACCCCAGUGGACAUGUUCCCAUUGAAAAGCCUAACUGUAAGGGCACAAGGUAGUACAUUUCAGAAACAGGAACCAGAUGGAAAGAAAGUGGUGCUACAGUUUCUUCAGGCUUGCCAUGCUGAUCAGAAAUAUGUGUCAAACCGACUGGUGACCUCCCCGUGCUGCAUUGUCACGAGCACAUACGGCUGGACGGCGAACAUGGAGAGGAUCAUGAAGGCCCAGGCCCUAAGGGACAACUCCACCAUGGGCUACAUGGCAGCGAAGAAGCACCUGGAGAUCAACCCCGACCACUCCAUCAUCGAGACCUUGCGGCAGAAGGCGGAGGCGGACAAGAACGACAAGUCCGUGAAAGACCUGGUCAUCCUGCUCUACGAAACCGCGCUCCUGUCCUCUGGCUUCAGUCUGGAAGACCCACAGACACACGCUAACCGGAUCUACAGGAUGAUCAAACUUGGUCUGGGUAUCGACGAAGAUGACCCCACCGCUGAUGACAGCAGUGCCGCGGUGACCGAGGAGAUGCCACCCCUGGAAGGCGACGAUGACACGUCGCGCAUGGAAGAAGUCGACUGAGCGCCGCCCCGAGGAUUCCUUGUAUAUGUACUCGAUGCUUUAUCCCGUUCCCUCCAACGAUCUAUUUUCAAGGAUGUUUUUCUUUAUUUUUGUUAACGUUUUAAAAAUCUGUAAGGCAUGACGAGAGCUACUUACGGGGAAGAUAAGAUUUCUUUCUGUUCGAGUGUGAUACUGUGAUGCGUAGAAACUAAAGCCCGGCUAGUUGUUUUGUUUGUUUUUUUGGGUUAUGUUUUGUUUUUUUAGUGCCAUGCUGGCUGCUCUUCCAGGACAAGGUAACGUUUGUCACAAGGUGUACGUAACCUCCCGUGAACCGCGUGGUCUGAAGUGUUCGCGACAAGUGGAUUCCCUAGUAAGACCAAACUCGUCUGUCACUGAAGUGUUCUGAGCUAUACCUUGGUGUUUAAAA